Nicotiana attenuata is the source of this 576-nucleotide messenger RNA. Its product is annotated as probable LRR receptor-like serine/threonine-protein kinase At3g47570. The record is from RefSeq and is a predicted model, not a curated record. The transcript has 2 exons. Bases 1 to 576 code for a protein of 191 amino acids. Lineage: Eukaryota; Viridiplantae; Streptophyta; Magnoliopsida; Solanales; Solanaceae. Gene Ontology annotation, molecular function: protein binding.
AUGAAUAUAAGCACAGAUCAAUCUUCUCUUCUUGCCUUGAAAUCCCACAUAACUUCAGACCCUUAUCACAUUCUCUCAACAAACUGGUCUUCUAAUUCUACCUCAAUUUGUAACUGGAUUGGAAUCACUUGUGGCUCGCGCCAUCAACGAGUUACUGUGCUGAAUAUUUCAGGCAUGGGCUUGACUGGUACCUUCCCACCACAACUUGGCAACCUUUCUUUUCUUGUUUCACUUGAUCUAAGCUACAACAAUUUCCAAGGUGAACUUCCACCAGAGUUCACUCGUUUGCGAAGAUUAAGAGCCAUUGAUCUUAGUUUUAACUUCUUGUCUGGUCAAAUUCCUCAGUUAUUGGGUGAUUUAGAAGAUCUUCGGAUGCUCUCUCUGGAAAACAAUAGUUUCAGUGGGUUUAUUCCUUCUUCUAUCUCUAAGAUGAAGAAUCUUGAAUUCUUGAAUUUGAAGUACAACAAUCUGGAAGGAAAUAUUCCUAUAGAAAUAGCAACUCUUCAGAGAUUGAAACAGUUUUCCUUGGGAUACAAUAAACUCAAUGGAUCCAAUAUUACAAAGGCUUGGACUUAG